Molecule: messenger RNA, 1261 nt
Organism: Syzygium oleosum
Lineage: Eukaryota; Viridiplantae; Streptophyta; Magnoliopsida; Myrtales; Myrtaceae
Product: ribosome biogenesis protein BRX1 homolog 1
Exons: 8
Coding region: 105-1088 (327 amino acids)
Biological process (GO): rRNA processing; ribosomal large subunit assembly
Cellular component (GO): nucleolus
Molecular function (GO): rRNA binding
Source: RefSeq, a predicted model, not a curated record
CUUUGGUCCUCCUCGUCUAGGGUUUUGCGAGGGGGUUUUUUCUGAUCAGUCCCUUCGCUUUGUCCUGCGAUUAGGCUACGUUCAAUCGAAGCGUUCGAGGAUCAAUGGGGAAGAAGCGGAAGCAAAGAGAAGCUGAGAACAACGGCCCAGAGGAGGCGGCGGCGGCGGCGGCGAAAGAAGAUGCCGCGUCGGAGGAGAGGCCUAAGCGGACGCUGCUCGGCUGGAAGGAGAAGCCGCAGGAGAACGUGGAUGCCGCCGCCGCCGCCGCCGCCGUCGCUGCUCCGGGUUUCAGGAACAAGGAGAAGGUCCUCGUCACUUGCUCCCGUCGCAUCAAUUUCAGGUAUCGGCACUUGAUGUUGAAUGUGGUGUCGCUUCUGCCGCAUUGCAAGAAGGACAACAAGGUCGAGUCCAAGGAAACUAAAGGCGCCACUCUCAACGAGCUCGUUGAGCUCAGGAAUUGCUCCUCUUGCCUGUUUUUCGAGUGCAGGAAACAUUUGGACCUCUAUCUGUGGAUGGCAAAGUGCCCGAAUGGUCCAUCUGUGAAGUUUUUAGUAAAUGCUGUGCACACUAUGGAAGAACUGAAGCUUACUGGAAACCAUUUGAGAGGUUCGCGGCCCCUUUUAACUUUCUCGGCCAAUUUCGAUAAGGAUGCCCAUUGGAUGCUUCUGAAGGAGAUGCUCAUUCAGAUUUUUGGAACUCCAAAGGGACAUCAGAAAUCUAAGCCAUAUCACGAUCAUGUCUUUGCCUUCUCAAUUGUCGAUGAUCAUAUAUGGUUCCGAAACUACCAGAUAGCUGUUCCACACAACGAAUCGGAUAAGGUGGCUCGAGGGAGCUUGGACAAAAUGACUCUUGUCGAGGUUGGCCCAAGAUUUUGUUUGAAUCCGAUCAAGAUAUUCGGUGGUAGCUUUGGAGGCCCUACGCUGUACGAAAAUCCAUUUUAUGUAUCGCCAAACCAGAUUCGAGCGUUGCAGAAAAAGCAGAAGACAGGCAAGUAUGCGAAGAAGGUCAAGGCGAAAACAAGAAGAAGGAUGCAUGAAUUAUCAAAUCCACUGGAGCCUGAUGAAUUUGCUGAAAUGUGGAAAGAGUAAACUAUACGCUCCUUGCGCUUUGAAGCCAAGGGAAAACGAGAGAACCUAUUACCUUGUAGUCAUCAUGAAGUUACGGAAUCUUAUCUAUCUUGAUUUUGUAUGAAUUCUAUAUCGUGAUAAUUUGGCAGUUCAGUUUUGGGAAAGCUAUAUCAAGUAGAGUUUAUUCUUUUCAA